Messenger RNA from Mangifera indica (mango), 1919 nucleotides. Its product is annotated as nodal modulator 1-like. Gene Ontology annotation, cellular component: endoplasmic reticulum membrane. The record is from RefSeq and is a predicted model, not a curated record. NCBI's taxonomy places the organism in Eukaryota, Viridiplantae, Streptophyta, Magnoliopsida, Sapindales, Anacardiaceae. The coding region runs from base 133 to 708 and encodes 191 amino acids. The transcript is spliced from 10 exons.
AGACUGGACCAGUUAGGUCCUUUGCCUAGUGAUUCAUUUAUAAAAUCUUACGUAAUGCACUGGAUCCUUUCUUUCCAUGCAUUGCACUCUUUUCAGGCAAUUGAACAUCACUUCACCAAGAAAAUUUAAGAAAUGAAGAUCAGGGGUGCUAUAAUAUUUUUCCUGAUCGUCAUUCACUUAAUCUCAGCUGUCUCUGCUCAUUCGAUUCACGGUUGUGGUGGCUUCGUCAAGGCGAGUUCAUCUCUAAUAAAGUCGAGGAAGGCAACUGAUGCGAGGUUGGAUUAUUCUAAUGUCACAGUUGAACUACGCACUGUUGAUGCGUUGGUAAAGGACAGUACGCGGUGUGCUCCCAAUGGCUAUUACUUCAUUCCAGUGUAUGAUAAGGGUUCAUUUGUAGUUAAAGUCAAUGGACCAGAUGGAUGGUCAUGGGACCCUGAUAAGGUACCAGUUACUCUUGAUGACAAUGGUUGCAAUGGUAUCGAAGACAUUAAUUUUUUAUUCACAGGGUUUAGCAUCUCUGGUAGGGUUGUGGGAGCUAUUGGUGGAGAGAGCUGUUUGGUGAAAGACGGUGGUCCUUCUAAUGUGAAUAUUGAACUUCUCUCUCGUGAUGGUGAUCUCAUAUCAUCAUUUGUAACAUCAUCUGAAGGCAGUUGUUCAAAAAUAUUAUUCCUGGAAAAUACAAACUACAUGUAUCACAUCCUGAUUUGAGAGUUGAAGUUAGAGGUUCCAGGGAGGUUGGAUGCUAUGUUAUUGUUUUAUUUCAUCCUUUUGGCCAGUUAAACCACUUCUUCUUUUUUUCCCUUGAUAAUCAUAAAUUUACAUGUCAAUUUUUGCUGGUAAAUAUACAGAAAUUUGAAAUUGAAUCACAUGAAAAUGUUCUUGCAGCUGCAACUGAGGUUUGAAAAUGGUAUAGUUGCUGAUAUUUUCUUUGUCCCUGGGUAUGACAUUCAAGGGUCUCUCGUUGCUCAGGUAUUCGGAGGCAACAGUUGCAUGAAAAAUGAAACAUUAUCUGUAUUUAUAAGUUUUGUUAGUAUUUUUUUGUUUGUUUUUAAUGAAUUCUUAUAUUUGAACACCUUUCUCCUUUCCACUAAUUAUGUUAAUUCACUUAUGAGAUAGGCCAUCUUUUGGUGAAUGAUUUAAGAAGAUAAAAAUCUAUCAUUGAUUCUUUUACCUCCACAGUAAGUUUUAUUUAUUCAAAUUUCGGAAGAGUUAUGUUAGGUUAUAGACCAAUGAUUAUCUAAAAAUGUGUUGCACUGUGUUUUUCUCUUAUUGAUAGCUGGAUGCCACUUUUACUGUCCUGACAGGGAGAUCCAAUCCUAGGAGUUCACAUAUAUUUAUAUUCAGAUGAUGUCGUUGAGGUAGACAGCCCCUUAGGUUCUGGGAAUGCCUUGGGACAAAGAAAAGCUGUCUGUCAUGCCAUUACUGAUGUUGAUGGAAAGUACACCUUUAAAUCAAUACCUUGUGAACAAAAUCUUGCGUCUGAUGGAAAAGUCAUGGGCUGGAGAUUGUUUUGCUCUGAGCGGAAUUAACUCCUGCACCAGUGUUCCCAGUCAUUGUUGGAUUUUCAGUGAUUGCACUUUUUAUCACUAUCCCUAAGUUGAAGGGUCUAUAUCAAUCCACAAUGGGAAUACCAACACCAAGAUUUACAGUGACUACUAAAAAGGAAGCAUGAAGGCCAGUUAUGAGAAAGAAGACAUACUGAAGACAUCGUAAAGCACCAAAGUGAAUUCGAAGUACCGAGAAACUUGGCCCCCAAGAUUCCUAAACGAGCAACGGAACUCACAAUUUUCUCUCUCUUGGGAACGGCCCAACGGCCACACAAAGGUAGCAAUAUAAUUUUUAGUCUUGCGGGACUGAAUUAAUGAUCGCUUUAAUGUAAAAUAUAAAUUAUUAUUGUAAUAUUAAUUUUCAAUGCUGCA